Molecule: messenger RNA, 600 nt
Organism: Acanthosepion pharaonis
Lineage: Eukaryota; Metazoa; Mollusca; Cephalopoda; Sepiida; Sepiidae
Source: the annotation of a GenBank genome assembly
AUGCACAUUGUCCCUUCCCUAAACCACAGUUUCAUUACUGCAUCUCCCACCAUCAAAAUGCCAAUAACUGUUUGUGACUCAUUCUUUUCUUCCUUCACAAAUCCCUGCACUCUUUUCUUUCUCUUGGACCCAUCAGUCUCUUUGUCUAUCCUUGCUAAUUUUCUUCUUAUUUUUACUCUUCACUUCCUUUCUCCAUCUCUUUUCUUCUUCUUUGCCCUUUUUCUUCUACCCCCCCACUCCUCCUCCUUUCUUCUACUCUCAACUCCAACAACUUGUCUUAGCUUAUUCACCCUUCUUUUUGCUAUUAUUAUUAUUAAUAAUAAUAAUAAUAAUAAUAAUUUUUCUUCUUCUUCUUCUUCUUCUUCUUCUUCUUUCCCUUCCUUUUUUUCUCCACUCCUUCUUCUUCGCCUUCUUCUUCUUCUUCUUUCCCUUCCUUUCUUCUUCUUUCCCUUCCUUUCUUCUUCUUCUUUUUCUUCUUUUUCUUCCUCUUUCCCUUCCUUUUUUCUCCUCCUCUUUUUCUUCUUCUUCCUUUUUUCUCCACUCCUUCUUUCUGUUUCUAUUUUGCCUCCUUCCUCCUUCAUUUCACAUCCUCAUUCUUAG